Lactuca sativa (garden lettuce) is the source of this 879-nucleotide messenger RNA. Lineage: Eukaryota; Viridiplantae; Streptophyta; Magnoliopsida; Asterales; Asteraceae. The record is from RefSeq and is a predicted model, not a curated record.
AUGACCAUUCUCUACGGUCUCUACAAUGGUAUUAAUCUGGAUUAUGGCUCUCUUCUUUGGUCGCAACUGGUACAAAGUCUCAACUCCUCAACAAGACAUUCAGAGAUCUCCUGUGGUCGUUUCUGGACCAUCAUCACUCGAAGGGCCAUUGAUAACUUUCAGAUUCCAAUUAUGAAACAUGCUAUGCUCUCCUCUGUGGCUACUUUUCAUACCAAGAAGAUUAUCUUCUCUGAUGCCACCAAGUUUUCUCACAUUGGAUCAAUACCUGAAACGAUGUACAUGUGUGUGUCGAGUGAAAGUAAUGUGAUGACUGCCUACCGGAAACUUUCUCCCAAGGGUCCGAGAGAAUUGACUCCUGAAAUGCAAGUCGCGUUAGAUGUUGUGGAGAAGCCAGUAAAGCGAUGGAAGAAGGCUAAUACCAAGAAGGUGGAAACUGAAGGUCCUUCUACAAAAACUACCAAGUCUAAGAAGCAAAAGGCUGAAGAAGCUUCCUCUUCGACUCCAAAGAAGGUCAAGAAAAUGACAAGGAGACCAAAGAAUCCUUCUUUUUCAAACUCAGAACAUGAUGAGGAGCAAUCGGCUAAUGAGGACGAAGAGGUUGGACACGAAGGUUCACCUAGAGGUAAUCGACCUCCUCGUCCUCCUACUCCCACUGAACAACUCAAUGACAAGAUUCCAACUCCUCCUCCAUCCCCACUGAAAAAUACUGUUCCAGCUUCGGUUGCACCAAUUCCACCACCUCCUACAACUCAAAAUACUACCACUAUUCUACCACCUCCACCCGUUAGCACAAUACCCUUCUCUACAACCCCAUUACCACCUCCCAUUAUUUCACAAGCAACUACCACAACUACCCCAAUCUCCACUACCACAACCUAA